UGUUCGUCAGAAACCGGUUUUAUUCUGUUUGUUUAUUUCUUUUCGGUGCCCCGUCUGAUUUCCGGAUUUACCAAAUUUAGACUGCAGUGGCCGAUUGCAGAGGCCACACGUGUGUACGUGUUAUCAAUUCGAAAACAAAAUAUAUAUAUUUUGUUAAUAAUAAACCCUUCAAACUGGCCGCCAUGGACGAUUUCUUCAAUAAAGUAAAGCGAAAAUAUCCCAACAUCUACGACGACUUGAAGGCUAUCUUUAAAAAUGCCCAAAACGACUCACCGCAACGUUCCAUGACGCUCUCCCAAAUACGUGCUGCCUAUAGUCAGCGGACCGGUGAGGAUUUUCCUGUCAAGGGAGGCACGCGAACCCAAAUGUGCUUCAUCCUGACAAUCCCUUAUGUCGCUUGCUUCACCAGCCAAAUUGGCACUUUGCGUUUCUUCACCAUCGAAGCGAACUGAGCUAUAAAAUACAACAAAAUUCUAGUCAUAAUUGUGCAAUUUCUAUGUAAUUUAGUGGUAUACGAACUGAGAAUAAAUAUGUACUCGAAGCGAAUGAGGAGAUCAUUUUAUUUAUA
Molecule: messenger RNA, 568 nt
Organism: Drosophila kikkawai
Lineage: Eukaryota; Metazoa; Arthropoda; Insecta; Diptera; Drosophilidae
Source: RefSeq, a predicted model, not a curated record